CCCGAAUAUUUAGAGGAUUGUGUAUAUUUUAUUUAAAUUAAUGUGUGUUGAAAUUAUAUGACUAUUAUAUUAGUUUUGAUGUCGUAACUAUUAUUUUUUAAACAUAUUCAGUGAGUAGAUCAAUAUGUGAUUAUUAUAAAGAGUAUCGUAUAACUGCAUAUAUAUAUAUACAUUUUACCAAUAUAUGAUAAACAAAUGUAAUUUAGUAGCCUUUUCAAAUUUAAUUUAAUGAUUAGUAAGUUUAUGACAAAAAGGAUUAGUAAGAUUAUGAUUUGUUAUAUACAGCUGUAUUUUCACUUACAAUGGAGAUACAUUAUCUGACAUAACUGAAAACUAUACGUGUUGUGUAACAAAUGCAAGAAAAUAUUCAACUCUGUUUGAAUAAUGUUAAUUACUAACCUUAGAAAUCCAAUUUAACGAUAAGAUUUGUUCUGCUAAUAAUAUAGCUGUAUUUUCAUUUAUCAUGAAAAAAUAUCAUAAGUGGCAAACUAAAAAUUAUUCGUGUCGUGUAACAAAAAAAAAAGAUAAAGAAGGAUUCAAUUAUAGUAUCUGAGCAUAUGGUAUUUAUUUGGAUAAUUUUGACUAAUAACCUUUUGAAAUCUAAUUUGAUGAUUAGUAAGAUUAUGUUUUUUAUAUAUAGCUGUAUUUUAUAUAUAAUGAAAAUACCAUAUGAAAAUUAUACGCAUCGUGUAACGAAAAAGAAGAAAAGAAAUUAAUAAGAUUCCAUUAUAUUCGAAUAACUUGAUUCAAAAUUCAAAUAGUACAAGGAUAAUGCAAUAACUACACGUGUAGUAUCAUCUUGUAUAGCUCUUAUGAUUUCCACUUUAUCCUAAAUUAAUACUACAAAAUGAUGUAAUCCAUCAAAAAAUGAAAAAAAAAAUAAUGAGAAACAAAUAUUACAAGAAUUGAAAAGGAGAAACUCGUGAAGUUUACCUUUGUCACGAGAUAAAUACCACUUAGAAAUAAAUAUAUUGCAAUAUGCCUUGUCACAAAACCGAUCAACAUAAAUGAUUCGUUACCUGAAACUAUUAUUUUGUAAAAAUAGUAUGUCUGUAUCUGACGUGCAUCAUAUAUGAUAUGAUUCAGAGGAUUGCAUGUAAGCCAUCGUAUGUGUACUUGGUUUCGAAGAUAACGGCCUGUGCCAUAUCUUUUCUUUUAAAGUAAAUUCAAUUUUCAGAUGGAUACAAGAGAAUGAGAAUUAGAAGAAAAAGCCAAAUAUGCCCUUCAAAUCCAUAGCUAUGGAAGGAAAAUAAUCCCACAGAAACACAUUCCAUGCAUCCAAUCUCUCUCUUCUUUCUCUCUCAAGAGUACAGUCAGAUACAAUCUCUGAUGGGAAGUCGGUUCUGUCGUUAUAUAAUCCCAUUAAAUUUAUUUUCUCUCUCACCAGUUCUCAUCUUUCUCUCUCUAGUUUCACAAUCUCUCUUCUUCACUAAGUCUUUGAUAAAAACAGAGAGGAGGAGAAAAAGGCUUCUAACUUCUAAGCCAUGUCUCUACAAUACUAUGCUCUUAACUCUAUUCAAAGUAACAACUUGUUCAGUACUAAAACAACAGUUUCUCCUUCUAGUUCUUCUCUCUCUUCUUAUGUCCUUAAGAUCUCAGGAUCACCGCUAAGUUUGGGGAGCGACAAACCCAGAAGCUGCUCCAUAUAUUGUACAAAACUUCGAACUCAAGAAUACCCUAAAUCUCACGAAAUUCAACAUGAUAUACCUCUAAUACAGUGGCAACAGCUUCAAGGAGAUGCUCCUCAGAUUAGUGUUGGAAGUAAUGAUAUUGCAAUCGAAGAAGCAGUGAAAAGAGUGAAGUCCAUUUUAAAAAACUUAAGUGACGGUGAAAUUACGAUAUCGGCAUAUGACACUGCUUGGGUUGCUUUGAUCGACGCCGGAGAUAAAACUCCGGCAUUUCCCUCCGCCGUGAAAUGGAUAGCCAACAAUCAGCUAUCCGAUGGUUCAUGGGGUGAUGCCUACCUCUUCUCUUAUCAUGACCGUCUCAUCAACACACUUGCCUGCGUCGUUGCUCUAACAUCAUGGAAUCUCUUUCCUCAUCAAUGCCACAAAGGAAUCAUGUUUUUUAGAGAAAAUAUCGGAAAGCUAGAAGAAGAAGACGAUGAGCAUAUGCCUAUUGGAUUCGAAGUAGCCUUUCCUUCAUUACUUGAGAUAGCUCGAGGAAUAAACAUAGAUGUACCGUACGAUUCUCCGGUCUUGAAGGAUAUAUACGCCAAGAAGGAGCUAAAGCUAACAAGGAUACCCAAAGAGAUAAUGCACAAGAUACCAACAACAUUGUUGCAUAGUUUGGAGGGCAUGCGUGAUAUAGAAUGGGAAAAGCUAUUGAAACUUCAGUGUCAAGAUGGAUCUUUCCUCUUCUCUCCUUCCUCGACCGCUUUCGCAUUCAUGCAGACCCGAGACAGUAAGUGUCUUGGGUAUUUGCGCAAUGCCGUCAAACGUUUCAAUGGAGGAGUUCCCAAUGUAUUUCCUGUGGAUCUUUUCGAGCACAUAUGGAUCGUGGAUCGCCUACAACGGUUAGGGAUAUCGAGAUACUUUGAAGAAGAGAUUAAAGAGUGUCUUGACUAUGUUCACAGAUAUUGGACAGACAAAGGCAUAUGUUGGGCUAGAUGUUCCCAUGUCCAAGAUAUCGACGAUACAGCCAUGGCAUUUAGGCUCUUAAGACUUAAUGGAUACAAAGUUUCCGCGGAUGUGUUCAAGGUCUUCGAGAAAGAAGGAGAGUUUUUCUGCUUCGCGGGCCAAUCAAACCAGGCGGUGACUGGUAUGUUCAAUCUAUACCGGGCAUCGCAAUUAGCGUUUCCAAGGGAAGAUAUAUUGAUAAACGCCAAAGAAUUUUCGUCCAAGUAUCUACAACAUAAACAAGAGAAAGGAGAGUUGCUUGAUAAGUGGAUUAUAAUGAAAGACUUACCUGGCGAGAUUGGGUUCGCGUUGGAGGUUCCAUGGUAUGCAAGCUUGCCUCGAGUGGAGACGAGAUUCUAUAUUGAGCAGUAUGGUGGAGAAAACGACGUUUGGAUUGGCAAGACCCUUUAUAGGAUGCCAUAUGUGAACAAUAAUGAAUAUCUGGAAUUAGCAAAACAAGACUACAACAACUGCCAAGCUCUGCAUCAACUCGAAUGGGACACUUUCCAAAAGUGGUAUGAAGAAAAUUGGUUAAGUGUGUGGGGUGUGAGUAGAAGCGAGCUUCUAGAGUGCUAUUACCUAGCGGCUGCGACUAUCUUUGAGGCAGAGAGGUCACAUGAGAGAAUGGUUUGGGCUAAAUCAAGUGUAUUGGUUAAAGCCAUUUUUUCCUCUUUUGGUGAAUCCUCUGACUCAAGAAGGAGCUUCUUCGAUCAAUUUCGUAACUAUAUUGCCAAUGCUCGACAAAGUGAUCCUUACUUCAAUAACAGGAGUAUAAGAUUGGACCGACCAGGAUCGGUUCAGGCGAGUGGGCUUGUCGGAAUCUUAAUCAGAACUUUGAAUCAGAUAUCGUUUGAUCAUUACAUGUCUCAUGGUCGUGACGUUAUCAGUAUCCUCUAUCAAUCGUGGGGAGAAUGGCUGGAGAAAUGGAAAUUAGACGGAAAUGAAGGACAUGGAGAGCUCCUGGUGAAGAUGAUAAUUCUAAUGAAGAACAAUGACCUAACUAACUUAUUCACUCAUCCUCGCUUUGUUCGUCUCUCAGAAAUCAUCAACCGAAUCAAUCUUAUUGCCCAAUACCUAAAGACAAUGAGAAACGAUAAGAAAGAGACGACAAUAGAGAGAAUGGAGUAUGAGAUGGAGCAAAUGGUUGAGUUAGUAUUGUUGGAGGUUGACACACUCCGUGAUGUCAGCAUCACGUUUCUCGAUGUUGCUAAAACUUUUUACUAUUCUGCUUCAUGUGGUGAUCAUCUCCAAACUCACAUGGACAAAAUCUUGUUUCAAAAAGUUCUAUAACCUUAUCAAUAUCGAUCCAUGCCGGUUGUAUUUAAUUACGUAAUCAAUGGAUAGUCGAUUCAUGAAUCGAUUGUUUUUUGUAUAUAUGGAUAUGUGGAGAAUGAGAAUAAAUUAAAUCAUGUACAAGUCAAA
Molecule: messenger RNA, 4040 nt
Organism: Brassica rapa (field mustard)
Lineage: Eukaryota; Viridiplantae; Streptophyta; Magnoliopsida; Brassicales; Brassicaceae
Product: ent-copalyl diphosphate synthase, chloroplastic
Biological process (GO): gibberellin biosynthetic process
Cellular component (GO): chloroplast
Molecular function (GO): terpene synthase activity; magnesium ion binding
Source: RefSeq, a predicted model, not a curated record